Macrobrachium nipponense is the source of this 2107-nucleotide messenger RNA. RefSeq lists its product as uncharacterized. The transcript is spliced from 6 exons. Bases 143 to 1027 code for a protein of 294 amino acids. The record is from RefSeq and is a predicted model, not a curated record. NCBI's taxonomy places the organism in Eukaryota, Metazoa, Arthropoda, Malacostraca, Decapoda, Palaemonidae.
ACGCGACCUUCUCGCUCAGUUGUUCGGGCGAGUCUAGUGUAUAAACAUACCCACCCCACAGGAGCGCCAAGUGUUCAGAAGAAAAUUCGGGAGGGGAUUCUAAUAAAUCAGUCAAUACAGUCUCUCCUAAGUGACAUUCAUCAUGGCGCUCCGGAAGAACUUAGUAGUGAUUGGGAUCAUGUUUUUAUUUCCAGUCGCCUUCGCAGAAGACAGUGAACAUUACUUGAGGCUGAUGGACAAUUUCGAUCAGAUGAUUAGCCAGCUGCAAGAGGAUAACGAGAUCCACAAGAGGGAACUGAACGAUCUCAUAGACAAGAACACCCAGCUUCUGAGAGACCUGAUCGCAGAGCACCUGUCUCCCCUGACUGACUUGUCCUCCGAAAUAGUCUCCCAGCUGAGGGGAAGCAACUACGAGGAACAGGAAGAGAGCGAAGUGAUGACGUGCCCUUUGCAGCGAGCAAUGCUCUCUCUUCUGCGGGAUAAUCCUAAUAAUGUGACAGAAGGUGAGGCUCUGGAGAGUGUCGUCCAUCAUAACAGAUUGGUACUUUUUUUUUUUUUUUUACAGAGUUUAACACAUCGACUGAGUUCCGAAUUUGAAUCAGUGGCCGAACCUGCAUGCCCAGAGCCAGAACCGGAGCCAACCCCUGAACCAGGACCACCAUCAGGAGAAAAUUGUCUCGCUGUCCCUGUUAAUCCCGAGGACACCGUGGAGUUAUUUAAGAUAAGAGUUCGGGGCAAGAGGCUCUGUACGAACAAGGAACCCGUACAAGGCUUGAACACGUGCCACGGGGGCUGUGAAUCGACCACCGAACAGAAAUUCAGAGGAAAAAGGAUGCGUAUGGUGAACACUUGUUCGUGCUGUCAGCCAUCGAAGUUGGAGAAACUCCCAGUGGCCUUGACCUGUGAUAACGGGGCAACCUUCACCAAGACAUUCGAUAACAUCGUGGCUUGUCAGUGCCUGAAGUGCGGUGGGCCCGAAGGCCAACCGAACAAAGAAGGUGGAGAUGACGAGGAAGACGAAGAUUAAAAUCUUUGAAGUGUUGGGGACUCAGCUGGGCUGUUUCCCUUCCCCAACAUGAAGGAAAAAUCGAAAUGGGGAGUUUGUUAGAAGUACGGUGAAUCAAUGUGAUCGUUUCCUGCUUUCAAUGUAGUUUUUUUUAUGGGGGGGAUGAUUCAAAAGUAGAAUUUUGUACUAAGAUAGUAGUUUUCAUUAGAAUUACGGGGAUUAAUGCGUUCGUCUUGUCUUCAAAAGGUAUUUUUAGGGUAGAUGCAAUUAAGAUUAUCUUAUAAGUACAAGGGGCAACAGAAAUACUUGGGUUUAGUCAGUGACAUAUUGAGAAUAUCUAGAUAUUUAUGUCGUCUCAAGAAUUCUAGGCAUAAGUUGUUAGAUCAUUGCCCUUUGGCUACAAGAUAUCCAAAAAUAGAUCAGAAUGAAUGUCUUUUUAAAGGUACGCGGAUUCACUGAUACAAUUUGUCAAUCGUGAUAAAUGAUAAAGUCUGUUUAGAAAUGCAAGAAUCAGUGAUAAUGCAACUGUUCUUUCCAGUAUAUUUUGAAAAUAGCUCACAAUUAUAGUUUCUGUUAGAAGUUCUAGCUAUUAUUGAAAAGACCUUUUUCUUUCUCAGUAAGUUAUAAUUAUAUGUAAAGCUUUAAUAAGAACAAAUUACAGUUUUGCUAGUUAUAUGGAGUCAGUGAGUAUUAAUUGUCCAAAAAUAUUUUGAGAAUGGAUAAAAUGUCUGGCUAAAAAGGAAAUGAAUAAGUGAAAGAAUAAGUUUUCUUAUGAAAUGUGGUAUUUUGAGAGUAUUUAUAACAACAUAAUAUUUUAGGUUAUUAGGAUAUAAGAUCUUCGUUCGUCUCCGUCUCGUUCGGAGGCAGUUUUAUGGUGUAAUUGCUGAUAUAUAAGAAUGAAUCCUGCUCCCCCAGAUUGCUUUCAUAUGCAUGAUCAUUUUUCAUCACAGUUUCAAUAAAUUUCCAGUAUUUCUAUAUUUGACCAUUAUAUUUGGAAAUUUCACAGCAGUCAAUAUCAUGAGAAUAAGUACAUGGUCUUUUUAUGUAAACAUCUAUGAUAAGAAGUAUUAAAAUAAUAAAUAUUUAGAGGACUUAUAACUA